Pezoporus flaviventris is the source of this 2912-nucleotide messenger RNA. It is a transcript of the gene BEAN1, whose product is annotated as brain expressed associated with NEDD4 1. The transcript has 7 exons. Bases 304 to 1113 code for a protein of 269 amino acids. The record is from RefSeq and is a predicted model, not a curated record. Lineage: Eukaryota; Metazoa; Chordata; Aves; Psittaciformes; Psittacidae.
CACUCCGGCCCUGCGCGCAGGAGGAGGCGAAGGGUCGCAUCUCCCGGCUGCGCCCGCACCCGCCAGCCAGCCGCGGCGGAGUUGCAUGGAGGCACCGGUCCGCGCUGUGCACUGGGUUAUUUUCCUCCAUCUACCCUCAUCCCUGGAAGCUCCAUCCAUAUUGGAAUAACCAGCAAUUAUUCCAAUCUCUAUGAACAGAGCAUUCUGCCUUGUGGCAGAAAAGAAGAACUACAGUGGGGUGACAGGCUCUGCCUCUUAAACUGGUUGCUCUGUUGCUGUAAGAACGACUGUGAAAGAGACUACAUGUCUGUCAAACUGACAUGCUCAACUGUUCUGUGCGAGGAGCAGAGAAGAGGUACUGUAGCAGAUGGAAGAGGUAUUAGUGUUUUCACUGGCUCUUCAAUGUUAACUACUGGGACAAAAGUCGUGAACGAAAGCGACUCAGAUAGUGAAUUCCCCAACUACGGUGAUCAUGGAAAUGAAACCCAUUUCUUUUUUUCACCUAUUCUGGUGGCUGGAGUAGUGAUCGGAAUUGUGCUGUUUCUGUCCUGUAUUACAAUCAUUGUUGGAGGUCUGCGAAAGGAAAGGCGGUUGAGACGCCAGCGUCCGAGAACAGAUGUUUUUUAUGCUCCAGAUGGCUUCUCUUACGGUGGCUCUUUUGGAGAGCUGAGAGCCGCCUGCAUAGAGGAGUAUCCCCCAAAUCUUGAGCUUGGUGCCAGUGUGGAUACACGUCAACGUGUGGUCAAUGUCAUAUAUUCCGAUUCACCUCCACGCUAUGAAGAAUGCGUGGGGCCAGGAGCAAGACAAAUGUAUAUGCCCACAGAUAAUCCUCCCCCAUAUUCUGUUACAGACCCUUGUCGAAGAAAUGAAACAUCUAUAAACAUUGGCCUGGAAGCAGCAUGUGGGUCUGCAUGCACUGCAAAUUGUCCAGUCCGGCUGCAGAACUUGCAGCGGCCCACUUCUUCCAUCUCUUUGUCGCCUCUCGCUCUGGGGGCUACUUCCCGGUAUGAGACAGUGGUGCGUCAACAGAAUACCCCCGUAUCACUUGUUCCCAUCGAAGUGCUGAAAAAUUCUUCUCCUACCUAUCAAGCCAUUUUGAAUCAGGUCAUAUAAUUAAAGUGGCUCUUUCCUUCAACUCUUCUGAAGAACCAACAGAACCCGUUUAAAUGGAAAAAUAAAACCUUUGAAAGUUUUACCUAUUUUAUAUCUUUAAAAAGGUUGCAAUGAGAUAUUAUCUUUUACAGAAAACUUUGAAAGUUUACCUAAAUUUCCCUUUUUGGCUUCAAAGUUCUGUGACAUCUCACAGCAUCAAAGAGAACCAGUGACAAUCUGCAUCUGACCUUUCUGAAGCAUUUCAAAACACAAUGAAAUCAGCCACUCUUAAUAUAGAUACGUGCUACCCAUUCAAGACUACUUGUUGAUUUUAUGAUACUUUGCAUGUUUUCAAGCAGAAGGAAUAGUAUUUUGUUGUCUUUGUAGUACAUUUCAUUCAGUGUCUUGGCAACAAGGCAUUUUAAAAUAAUUGUUUGUCUAAAUAUGUAUUUUGAGUAGACAGAGGCACUGCCUGCAAAGCAUGACUAACAGUAGCAUACAGGAGAAAAAGAAGAAUGUUAUUUUGGCAUUUUUUCUUUGGGGAAAAAAAAAAAGUAUGGCCAGUACCAAGCUUUACAGACCAUUGCACAGCCUGCUGUAAGGCUUCCUCAGAAGAAACCAGCACCAAGUGAUGACAAGGUGGCAGCAGAUCCCCAAAACACCAAUUGGCAGAAGUACGGAAGCUGUACUACAGCUGUGUGCAGGCCUGGAAGCUGCAUGCCCUACACAGGAACCUGCUAGUGCCAAGGGAAGGACAUUGUCUGGAAUCCCAGAAGAUACUUCAUGUCAAUUCCCAUGCAUGACUGCGUUUUCAGGCACUAACUGGUCUCUUUCUUCAGUAAGGAGCCUGUAGCAUUACAAAGUACCUUGGCAUCUAGUAAUUGCAUUAGUAUGAUGUAAAUAAUAGAUGCUGGACCUGGCAUGCACAGUAACAGACAACCUCAUUUCGUGCAGAAACCUCUUUUAUUAGGCAUGAUCCUUUCCACUGAAAUUUUGCUACCCGCAAAUCUUUGUGGCCUUUGUUCUUAAACCUAGACUUCUCACACAUUCAUCUGAUAACUGCAUACAAAUUGGAGAUCUACGCUAGCUUGAACAGCAGAGGUAAACUGCAAAUGCGAGAGUUUAAUCUUGCGUGGUACACAAGAAUCAUACCCCCACGUGAGGACUAAAAUCCACUUUCAGCCAGUACUAGUUACUAGAGCUAUCAGACGACCAUUGCCACUAAUCUCUCGGAGGUAUUUUUACUGAUAAAAAAAUAAUAAUAGUUUUACACUGAUAAAACAGACUUCAGUUUACUACCCCCAUUACAGAAUAUGUAAAAAUUAGUAAAUAUGUAAUUGUGUUUAAAAGGAAGCAUCAUCCAAAUUAUUAAAAUUGCACUUACAUUUUUUGUAAAUACCAAAUAAUUUUCAACUAUAAUCAUCGUUCAACAUUCCAAAGAUUGACACAAUUAUAAUUAAUGCUUAGAUGGAAACUAAUUAUAUGGUCCUUACUGCUGUAUAGAUUAUACUACUACUGAGUGAUAUGCACAUUAUGAGAUAAGGUAAGGAUGCAUUUUUUGCUAAGUAGAUGAGAGUGAAUAUGUAUUUUGCUAAAAUAAGAGAAUUCUUUUGCAUUUCAGCAAGAUACUCAAUAUUCUCGGGAUACUAUACCCAAAACAACAACAACAAAAAUCACAAUUUAGCAUUCCAAAACUGCUGGCAGGGAUUUCCAGAACGUAGGCUGUAUUUCACAUUUGUAUCUUUAAUAGAACUAUUCCUCUGUGUAAAGUACUAGUGUACACAGUUUUGUGGUAUGCAAAGUAUCCUGCAAUGAGAAUC